Setaria italica (foxtail millet) is the source of this 1739-nucleotide messenger RNA. Its product is annotated as receptor like protein 3. Lineage: Eukaryota; Viridiplantae; Streptophyta; Magnoliopsida; Poales; Poaceae. The record is from RefSeq and is a predicted model, not a curated record. Gene Ontology annotation, molecular function: protein binding. The transcript has 2 exons. The coding region runs from base 1 to 1620 and encodes 539 amino acids.
AUGGCGCUUGGCCUAACAAGAGACACGGCAAAAGCGCGCACCUGGGCCGGCCCAGCUACGCAACGCCAGGCCGAGACCAAGACCCGACCACAACCGACUCCUCCGACCAGGAGGCCUAGUCAGAACCCCGACCAGAAGGGACUCGGUAAUUGCUCCAAGCUCAGAGUGCUCAAGGCUGGGUACAAUUACCUCAGUGGGACUCUCCCUGAUGAACUCUUCAAUGCUACCUCGUUGGAGCAUCUCUCUUUCCCCAGAAAUGGUUUACAAGGAAUGCUUGAUGGCACGCAUAUAUUCAAACUUAGUAAUCUGGCCAUCCUUGACCUUGGAGAAAACAAAUUCAGCGGAAUGAUUUCGGACUCCAUAGAUCAGCUCAAGAGAUUGCAGGAACUUCAUUUGGACUACAACAACAUGUCUGGGGAGCUGCCAUCAACCUUGAGCAACUGCACAAAUCUCAUAACACUUGACCUUAAGUGCAACAAUUUCAGUGGUGAACUCCACAAGGUUGGUUUCUCCAACUUCCCCAAUCUAAAAACCUUAGAUCUUUUGUUGAACGACUUCAGUGGCACAAUUCCAGAAAGCAUAUACCCAUGCAGAAACCUGAUUGCAUUACGGCUGUCUGGAAAUAAGUUCCAUGGACAGUUAUCGAAAGGACUUGGCAAUCUGAAAUCCCUCUCCUUCCUGUCACUCGGAAACAGUUUUUCAAAUAUAACAAAUACACUUCAGAUAAGAAGCUCCAAGAACCUCACCACCCUUCUUCUUGGGAUGAAUUUCAUGAAUGAGACCAUGCCAGAUAAUGCCAGAAUUGAUGGUUUUGAGAAUCUUCGGGUUUUGGACAUGUACGGUUCCCUAUUGUCGGGGGAAAUACCUCUUUGGAUAUCAGAGCUAGCGAAUUUGGAGAUGUUGUCUUUGCAAGGUAAUCGACUCAGUGGAUCAAUACCAGCGUGGAUCAACACAUUGGAAUACCUUUUCUAUUUAGACAUAUCAAACAACAACCUUACAGGAGAAAUUCCGACAACAUUAAUGGCUAUGCCAAUGCUAACUUCAGAGAAGACUGUAGCUCAUUUGGACAAAAGGGUCUUUGAUCUGCCAGUUUAUCAUAGUCCAUCACUUGAACUCCGCGUACCAAUUGCUCUUCCUAAAGCUCUAUACCUAAGCAGAAACAAAUUUACAGGUGUGAUUCCUCCAGAGAUUGGUCAGUUGGAAGCCCUCAUUUCACUCAAUAUCAGCUUCAACAACUUGACAGGACCGAUCCCCCGAUCCAUCUGCAAUCUCACAAACCUGGAGCAGCUAGAUUUAUCCAACAACAAUCUCAGAGGUGAAAUCCCUGCUGCACUGGAGAACCUUCACUUCCUUUCUGAUUUCGACAUCUCAAACAAUGACAUGGAAGGCCCUAUUCCAACAGGAGGCCAGUUUUUUACAUUUCCAAAUUCUAGCUUUGCUGGGAACCCAAGGAUGUGCGGGCCUGGGCUUAAUCACCAUUGUACUUCGGUAGAGGUCGGUCCGCCCACUGGCUCCAGAGGACUGUGUGGUAGCAACAUUGUCUUCCCUGUAUCCUUCAGUGUUUUCGUUGGAGUAGGAGUACUAUAUGAUCAGAUGGUACUAUCCAGAUACUUCGGCUAGGAAAACCUUGCUUCAGCAACGUGUCCUGGAUUGAAGAAUGAAUAUAGGCACUGGAUGUAAUCAUGCAACUGAAGCUCUCAGCAAACAACGGGAACUUUGUAAUAGUUAAUACCCAUAUA